AUGUUGUAUGGACAACACAACAAUGCAACUGCUGGUGUAGAACUACUUGUGGAUAACGUUGCUGAUGAGGAACGAAGAAUCAUGAAUAGCCUAGAGCAAGAGGAAUACGAUGAAAAUUCUUACCAAUCGGACAAUGAAUACGAAGAUGUUCUGAAUACAACUCAAGACUCUGCAUCCUCGUCGGCGUAUUUAAAUCAGUCUAAUUCGGACGUUGAGACUAGGGAACGAGAACGAGAAGAAGACUCUCAGGAAAUGCUGGGUCUAUUCUUGAAUUUCUUGAGGGAUAACGAACUCAAUGAAACAGCCGAGAAGUUAAUGCAAGAAUUAAAGUCAAGCACAAGCAGACGAUCAUCUAAAGCAAAUACUCCUCAAACAGCUUCAAGACCAUCCAUGAAAGGAUACUCUGCGGAAAAAGUUACAGAGCCAGAAUUUGAACAAGUUGCUGAAGUGGUUAACGACGUAGUCCAAAGCGUUGUUUCCGAUUUUUAUAACAGUCAUCAGGCAGACACUAAGCAUUACAAUCAUAGAAUAACACCAACCAACAGCGCAAAGAGAGUAUUAACGAGUCACUCUCAUCAUUCGAAACAGUCCAUAGAGGACGAAGAGGAAGAAGAAUUCGAACGGCCUGAUAGCUCUUCUUUCAUGAAAGAAUUACAGGAUUUUGCACACAUGUAUGAUACUGCAGAUGGAGAUAUUGCACCUCUUAACACAGACGACCUCUAUGAAACAUUCGAACAACACAUUGAACAAGAGUUAAAAUCGUUAGAGCUUCCACCCAAUGAAUCUCGAACUUUGGAAGUAUCUCAACCCACAAAACCAGAUAAGGACGCCAAAGACGAUGACUAUGCAAGCGACAGUGAUGAAGAGGGAUAUAGUAGAUGCUCCGAUUUUACAGAGGAAGAUUUCAAGUCGUGGGGACCCACAUAUAUUGAAGAAGAAGAAGCUCCAGAAAUUGAAGACAGAAGAACCAAAUGGAGGCCGCCUGUGGAAUACGAAACCAUCUAUUUGCCUGUAAUAAGAGAAACAUUCAAAACAGGUUUUGAAGAAACCAAUGAAUUCAAAAUUGAAGUGGACUCGAUCAUUGCAGAACGAUAUCAAGUGAUUGAAUAUUUAGGAAGUGCAACAUUUAGCAGAGCCAUUCAAUGCUUGGAUUUACGAACCAAUCAGAAUGUUUGUAUCAAAAUUAUUAAGAAUGAUAAGGACUUCUUUGAUCAAAGCUUGGAUGAAAUUAAGCUAUUACGAUUCUUGAACAGCAUGGGUGAUCCUGAUGCCAUGAACGUGAUCAAGUUGAAUGACUUCUUUUACUACAAGGAACACUUGUUCAUUGUAUGUGAAUUGCUACGAGACAAUUUGUAUGAAUUUUAUGUCUAUAAUAGAGAGAGUGGAGAUGAAUUGUAUUUUAACUUACCAAGGCUUCAAAGAAUUACAAGGCAAUUAUUGACAGCUUUGCAAUUCGUUCAUUCACUGAAUUUAAUUCAUUGCGAUCUAAAACCUGAGAAUAUUCUCAUCAAAUCGUAUAGCAAGUGCCAAGUGAAAAUCAUUGAUUUUGGUUCAUCAUGCUUUAAAUGGGAUAAUUUACCUCUUUAUGCCCAAUCUAGAACGUACAGAGCUCCAGAGGUGGUCAUUGGGAGCGAUUAUGAUGAAAAGAUUGACAUGUGGUCAUUGGGUUGCAUUUUAGCUGAAUUAUUCACUGGAAAGGUUCUCUUUUACAAUCAUUCGAUCCAAACCAUGCUUGCUAAAAUUCUAGCCUUGUGUGGUCCUUUCAAACUUCAUCAACUCCAAAGAGGAAGAUUUGUUAAGGACUUUUUCAGGAAGGUCAAAGUGGAUGGAAAAACAGAAUAUGUCUUGUUCAGAUACAUUGAUAGAGACACUGGAAAGACAAUACCACCAUCUGGUGUUGGCAAUGUGUCACCUAAUGACAAUGUAUUUGAGGAAUUACUGAUACCAGAAUACAAACAAAACUUGAAGGAACGGUUAGAUAACUGCCAAGAUGAUGAGUUUGUUGAUUUUAUAAGGCAGUGCUUACAAAUUGAUCCCAUUGAUAGACUGGAUGUUCAGACUGCAUUCAAUCAUCCUUGGAUGAAUAAGAAGUAUGAAGAGCAAGUGUAG
Messenger RNA from Naegleria lovaniensis, 2109 nucleotides. RefSeq lists its product as uncharacterized. Bases 1 to 2109 code for a protein of 702 amino acids. Gene Ontology annotation, cellular component: cytoplasm. Gene Ontology annotation, biological process: peptidyl-threonine phosphorylation; peptidyl-serine phosphorylation. Gene Ontology annotation, molecular function: protein tyrosine kinase activity; ATP binding; protein serine/threonine kinase activity. Lineage: Eukaryota; Heterolobosea; Eutetramitea; Acrasida; Naegleriidae. The record is from RefSeq and is a predicted model, not a curated record. The transcript has 3 exons.